UCUCUGCUCACCUUUUCUUUCACCAUUUUUCCCCCCAUAGUUAUUUCUCGCAGAGAGACAGGGCCCUCCUAUCCUCUCUCUCUCUACAACUACACACACAUGGAUAUAUAAAAAUUGCUUUUUUGUACCAAAGAUCCAACUCUUCCUUGUAAAUCUGCCUCUGUGUGUUUUUUCUGGUUAUUGAUUUUUAUUUUUCUUCAUGAGAGGAAUCCGAGGUUUGUUUUGUCCUUUUGAAAUUCCAGUGUUACUGCAAUUCAAGCCAUGGAUUUAACUCUCUCUCAUAUAUGUAUGCGUGAAUGUAUGUAUAUGGUGGAUGGUGUUCAUGCGUUGGGUGCAUUUUCAGAUUAAUUAGGGUUCUUAAUGUAUUGUGGCUGGUGGUGGCGGUGAUUGUGAUUUUGAUUCUGAUUUCUCAAAAUGUGGGCGAUGAUUGUGAUUUCCGAUAUGAAUUUUCGCUUCGUCGAGUCGAAAUUCGCAGCGUAGAUUGACGAUUCCUGCGAUUUCUAAGCGUUUUUGGUUCAGCGCGAAGGUUUCGUGUUCUAGCAAUUUGGGGGUGAUAAUUUCUGGGGCUUUUUUUUUGUUUUUUGAAUUUUCUUCACAGAUCCCCAAUUUUUUCUCUUCAGCCAUGCAUUAUUCUUCAAUUUGAAAUCCUCCAACACUCAUCCUUGGGCAAUUCGUUCAAAAUCUCUCGUCGAUUGAGGUCGAAUCGGAAGCCUCGAAACCCUCACAAUGUGGAAGCAAUUUUUGGGCAAACUCCCCAGAAAAUCCUCAAAAUCGGAUCAGGAUUUAUCCGAAAACCCUAAUUUGAGUUCCAACGCUUCCAGUCCCGUCGCGAAACGCGCCGCCGUGUUCCCUUCCAGCGUGAUCGCCGGAAUCGAGCCGUUGGUUCCCUUCAAAGAUGUCUCCAAUUCGGAGAAGAUGAAUCUCUUCAUCAGUAAACUGAGUCUGUGCUGUGUCGUCUUCGAUUUCACCGAUCCUGUGAAGAAUGUUCAGGAAAAGGAGCUCAAACGAGCCACAUUGCUCGAGCUUCUCGAAUUCGUGUCGGAAAAUCCGCCGAAAUUCUCCGAACCAGCGAUCCUCGCCUCUUGCAAGAUGUGUUCGAUCAAUUUGUUCCGUGUUUUUCCUCCUAGUUGUCGAUCCAGAGCCUCAAGUCUUGGCGAAAACGACAAUGAUGAUCAGCCUACAUUCGAUCCUGCUUGGCCACACUUGCAGUUAGUCUACGAUUUCCUGCUCAAGCUCGUUACCUCGACAUCUCUGGAAGUAAAAGUCGCAAAGAAGUAUGUGAAUCAGUCGUUUCUGCUCCGAAUCAUCGACUUGUUUGAUUCGGAGGAUCCUCGAGAGCGGGACUCUCUGAAGGCGAUUCUCCAUAGGAUUUACGGCAAGUUUAUGGUUCACCGGCCGUUUAUCCGGAAGAUAGUAAGCAAUGUGUUCUAUCGAUUUGUAUUCGAGGCCGAGAAGCACAAUGGGAUUGCAGAGCUCUUGGAAAUUUGCGGGAGUGUGAUUACGGGAUUCGCGUUGCCGCUUAAAGACGAGCACAAGAUAUUCCUAUCCAGGGCAUUGAUUCCGCUGCACAAGCCGAAAUCGUUGGGAAUUUACUUUCAGCAGCUUUCGUACUGCGUAACACAGUUCAUCGAGAAGGAUCCGAAUCUAGCGAGCAGCGUGAUUAAAGGGCUGUUGAAGUAUUGGCCGAUUACGAACAGUCAGAAGGAGGUGAUGUUUUUGGGGGAGUUGGAGGAGAUUUUGGAAGCCAUUAAUAUGGCUGAGUUUCAAAGGAUCAUGAUUCCGUUGUUCUGUCGCCUCCGACAUUGUAUGAGCAGCUUUCACUUUCAGGUAGCCGAGAGGGCUCUGUUCUUCUGGAACAAUGACCAGAUUCUGAGCCUCGUCGCGCACAACCGGGACAUCAUCAUCCCCAUCAUAGUCCCGACGCUCGAACACAAUGCGCAGGCGCACUGGAACCAGGCCGUCCUUAACUUAACGUUAAACGUUAAAAAGACCCUAACGGAUAUGGAUGAAGCCCUCGUGCAAACCUGCAUCUCCGAGUACAAAGCCAAGAAAGAAAAGGCAGACCAGACUGCCGGAAAACGGACAGAAACAUGGCGGCGUCUGGAGACUGCCGCCAGUCUUCAGCCGGCAGGCAGCAACACUGCUGUUCUGGUGACGCCGGGAACAUCCCCUGCGCCGUGUCUAUAGCUGCCGUCCAGGUUAGUUUGCUCGUUUGCGCCUGUGUUUAUGUGCAUUUUGUCUGUCUGUCUGUCUGUUGUCUUUUUUCUUUCUUUUUUUAUUUUUUUCGGUAAUUGGUCAUAUGUAUGGCUGUUUGCCCAUGUUUUGAGUUAUCGGUUGCGGCGCAGCUAUUGUUGUGUUAUAGUUAAUGUCUCUAACUGUAUGAAUUGAUAUGAUAUGUGGCUGUGUUUAAAUCUGCAAUGCCUAAGAUGUUUCGGGAGGAAGUUUGGGUAUCGAUGUUGUAAACUAUUUUCUUUUGUCUCUUUGGUAAUUUUUAGGUCUCUUACUUUGAUUGCUUUGGCUUUUUGCAUCUGGUGUAUAUUUGGUAUGUUUUCGA
Andrographis paniculata is the source of this 2554-nucleotide messenger RNA. RefSeq names its product serine/threonine protein phosphatase 2A 57 kDa regulatory subunit B' kappa isoform-like. Lineage: Eukaryota; Viridiplantae; Streptophyta; Magnoliopsida; Lamiales; Acanthaceae. Gene Ontology annotation, biological process: signal transduction. Gene Ontology annotation, molecular function: protein phosphatase regulator activity. Gene Ontology annotation, cellular component: protein phosphatase type 2A complex. The record is from RefSeq and is a predicted model, not a curated record. Bases 727 to 2187 code for a protein of 486 amino acids. The transcript has 2 exons.